AUGCAGCUAUUUUGUAGGCUCCGAACUCACCAGUGGUGUUUUAUGCUCGUCAGUGUGGCCCUUUUCCACAUUUUGCUCUUCGGAGCCGAUCUGCUGGAAGAAUACUUCUUACAAGCCAUCCCCACCACUUACAUGGACAUGAAAGUCCUGAGAGCUCGGGAAAGAGCCCGGAUACUGGACAUGUCCUCCAUGAAAACCAACAUCUCCAAGGCUUAUGUUCUUAGCAACCCAGAAGCUUGCUCCAAACAAGAGAUCUUCCUGCUGGUUCUCAUCUUCAGUAGCCCCGAAAACCUGUCCAGGCGCAACGCAAUUCGAAAAACGUGGGCCAACGUGACCGACAUCCAAGGUUACACCACUCUGGCCUUGUUUGUGUUGGGUGAGCCAUCUUCAGCUAGCGCCCAAAUGGAGGUCAUCAAGGAAUCAGACCAGGAACAGGAUCUAAUCCAAGGAAUCUUUCUUGAUAGCCCAGAGAACCAGACGCUGAAGAUCAAGAGGGCCAUAGAGUGGACCGUCACUUAUUGUCCCCAGGCCAGGUUCAUUCUCAAGGUAGACCAGGAUAUGUUUGCCAACCUCCAAACCUUGGUUGAAUACUUGCUCAACUUAAGAACUCGCCCGGAAGACAUCUAUCUUGGGAGGGUGGUUCAUCAAAACGUCCCUAGCGAAGAAUCCCAAAAUGGCACUUUUGUCUCCGUGAAAAAAUAUCCUGAACGGUACUAUCCCGACCACUGCAGUGCUACGGCCUUUGUCAUCUCACAAGAUGUUGCUCGGAAGAUCUACGUAACAUCUGGAGAAGUUCCUCUUUCCCUACCCCCUGGCAUCUUUGUGGGUGUCUGUGCAAGGGCGGCCGGCGUGGCGCCCGUCCACAGCUCCCGGUUUUCUGGGGAAAGACGUAUCUGGUACAACCGAUGCUGCUAUCAAUAUAUUUUCACUUCCACUGUUUCAGAGACCAGCCAGCUUCUCCAGGAAUGGAGGGAGAUGAACGGCAGUAAAGACUGCACGUUCCUGGAAACCUAUUAUGGGCUGGUGUCCUGCAGAAUCAAGACGUAUCUGGACGGGUUGAAAGCUUUGCGAGUCAACGCCGUUCAGAAAGAGGCUCUGUAUUUUUCUGACUAG
Molecule: messenger RNA, 1113 nt
Organism: Protobothrops mucrosquamatus (brown spotted pit viper)
Lineage: Eukaryota; Metazoa; Chordata; Lepidosauria; Squamata; Viperidae
Product: putative UDP-GlcNAc:betaGal beta-1,3-N-acetylglucosaminyltransferase LOC100288842
Exons: 2
Coding region: 1-1113 (370 amino acids)
Cellular component (GO): membrane
Molecular function (GO): hexosyltransferase activity
Source: RefSeq, a predicted model, not a curated record